UUGCUAACCGAGUGACAGAGGAGCAUGAAUAUCUAUCCUCAAACAUGAUCGGAGGUGCGGCUGCAGCCACCAUAACUCGCGGGGGCACAGGGUUAAAAAUAGACACGUAAACACACUGCCAGCUGCCUUUUGCGCUUUAAUACCCUACUUCUAAGGCUUAUAAACCAAGGCACAUCAUUAUCUGAAGCUGAAGUAUCCAACGACUUGCUCUUCUAAAAGUGACCAGACCUAAAACGAAUUCCUAUUGAUGUGUAGUAUUCAACGUUUUUCACGACCGUCAGCGAUCAGUCUGCCUCUCCUUGCCAACACCCUUAGUUCUUGCUGGCUUGGCGUGCUAACACUACACCUUCGCCUUUUCUUUCGGGAGAAUUCGUGUUUAUGGACACAUUAAGACUUCUUUUAUAAAGGUGCUCUCACAUUUCGACAAUGCCAAGAAGACGUCUCACUUCUCUCAAGACGAUAACGGUGAUGGAGACGGCACGGCUGUCACUGAAUGCCAUCGAAAACAUAUUAUUGCAGGAGCGGGAUGAAGACAUAAAUUGGAGAGAAUGGGUCGGCCAUUGUAAAAGAAAACGUAGUUACUCCUGCGGAGAUGAGAAGAGGGGAAACUCACCCAAAAAGAAAAUGCGAUUUCAAAAAAUUGAGGAUGUAGGAAGCGGUAAUAAAAGAAAAUGGAACUCAGAACACGGAGUCGAAGAAGACGAAAUGAUACAUCAGAGAAAGCGGAUAAGAUUAGAAAACUAUAAUGAAAAAGGAGACUUAUGUCAAACUGGCAGAUGUUUGAAAGAUAAACGGAAGAAAAUUAGAGAUGAUACAUGUGUGACAUACUCGACCUCCGAUCUUUUAUUCAGUGUAAUCAAGAAAUACUUCCACAGCAUGCCAUCGACUCUGUGGAACGAAUAUGCAGAGAUACUGAUGGAUGAAGCCGUCAAGCGCUUCCGUUAUCGUGAGGAAGGGAAAAAAUAUUUUGAGAGAAUAAUGGACUACACUUUCUGUGGGAAACUGACGCGGUGUUCGACGUCUGCGAUCGAAGGCUGCUCAUCUGGCCUGGAGGAGACUCUCUACAGGAAGCUGCGUUGCUGCAGAAAGCUCGAGUCUCUGAACAUGACGAUUGUGCCGCGCGACGACGCCGGACUGAGCACAGCCAUGCUGAGUCUACAACAUCUGCAGCACCUGGUGACUCUCGCGCUCCUGCCUCCCGCGAGGUACUCCUUCCACUGGGCUGUUAAAGCCAUAGGGCGACACUGCCUGAAGCUUCGGGAACUGAAAAUUGUCUACAACGGCGACCUGUUCAGCGAAGGCGAAGGAAUCGCUGAUUUGCAACGCUGUCGCUGCAUCGCCUCCCUUUGGCUGUUUAACUUCGGGCGCCUGUGUGAGACCAAGGGCGUGGGUUGCCUCCUGCGGACUCUGACUCAUCUGAAGGUGCUAUUUCACAAAGAACUUCCCAAUGCGAUCCUUGAGAUGACCAGCGGCAGGCGGGAGGGCAUGUUGCAGGCCUGCGAGGAAUCUCCAGGGGACAUGCAGGUGCUGAUGAAGGAGCCCAGCCUGCCGCGGUGAAGCGUCUCGGGCUGGAAAGGAUAGACCUGUGUUGGUACGAACGAGGCACCGGCUACCAGCUCGUCUACAUACCGUCUUCC
Molecule: messenger RNA, 1637 nt
Organism: Penaeus vannamei (Pacific white shrimp)
Lineage: Eukaryota; Metazoa; Arthropoda; Malacostraca; Decapoda; Penaeidae
Biological process (GO): SCF-dependent proteasomal ubiquitin-dependent protein catabolic process
Cellular component (GO): SCF ubiquitin ligase complex
Source: RefSeq, a predicted model, not a curated record